This is a messenger RNA of Phalaenopsis equestris, 3069 nucleotides long. Its product is annotated as cell division control protein 48 homolog C-like. NCBI's taxonomy places the organism in Eukaryota, Viridiplantae, Streptophyta, Magnoliopsida, Asparagales, Orchidaceae. The transcript has 10 exons. Gene Ontology annotation, biological process: ribosome biogenesis. The record is from RefSeq and is a predicted model, not a curated record. Bases 330 to 2321 code for a protein of 663 amino acids. Gene Ontology annotation, cellular component: nucleus. Gene Ontology annotation, molecular function: ATP binding; RNA binding; preribosome binding.
CCAGAGACCGAUUGGCGCGCGCCAUUCUUCCUCUUCGUUGGCCAUUCCGGUAUUUACUAAAUCCGUUUUUCCAGUUGCACUCCAAAACCCUACCUCCGAUCCAAAACCCUACCUCCGAACCUUACUGAGCACCAGAGACCGAUUGACGAAGUUUGCCGAUACAGGCUUUAUUCCCAAUCGGCGCCAUUUUCCGAUUUACGGGAGCUCUUCGUUCGCCAUUUUUUCCAGUUUGGCAGGAUUGAGACGAAGUCUUUGUAAAUCCUGCUUAAAAUCGACUUCCAAACGGUUCAGAGAGGCUGAUUAGCCUGCCGGUAGAACGUGGCGUGUCGAUGGGAAAGAGACCACGUCGUGGCGGCGGCCGCUCGCCGUUUUCACCAUCAUCCGUCAUGGACCGCUCCAUACUGCUCCGCCGCAUCAAAUCUCAGAAUUUAUCAAAUUCCUUCCCCGACUCAGAUAUCGUCAUUCAGCGCCUUCGUGAGCACUACCCUGAUUAUGCUCGCAUCAAGCUCCAGCCUUUCUCUGCGCGACUCCGCAAAGUUUUACAACAACUCCGCAAUAGCUCCACUAAACCGAACACCGCUGGCGACACCUCCUCGUCUUUUUCGUCUGAUGGCAAGAAGCCAUCUCGCAAGAAGCGUGGCAAGGAGGACGUGUUGGGGAGCGGCUCCUCCUUGCAGAGUCCAAGCAUCUCCGCCGGUUGCAGCGGAACCUUGGCACGUCUUGCUCAACGUCUGAUUCGUCAGAUGAUUCGACCCCCACUUCCGAUUUCUAUCAUACUGAACAAUAUUGUUGUUUUAGGUGCAUCUGAAGAAAACAUACGCGACCUUUUCAACAAGGCGUAUCGAACUGCACCUUCAAUUGUAUUCAUUGAUGAGAUAGAUGCCAUUGCUUCCAAAAGGGAGAACUUGCAGAGGGAGAUGGAGCGGAGAAUAGUGACACAACUUAUGACUUGCAUGGAUGAGUCAAACCAAACUCUGAAAACAAUUGAUAGUGAUUCUGGUACAGAAGCCUCUGAUAAAACAACAGAUAUAAGACCUGGUUAUGUUCUUGUGAUUGGAGCUACAAACAGGCCUGACGCGGUCGAUCAAGCUCUAAGAAGGCCUGGGCGCUUCGACAAAGAGAUAGCUUUAGGUGUUCCUGACGAAAAUUCACGUGCGGAGAUAUUGUCUGUGCUGACUCGUAACCUUAGAAUUGAGGGUGAAUUUGACCGCUUCGUGAUAGCAAGGUUUACGCCAGGUUUUGUUGGAGCGGACUUGGCAGCAUUGGUGAGUAAAGCCGGUAAUUUAGCUAUGAAGAGAAUAGUAGAUAAAAGAAGGUCUGAACUCUGUGGAGGACAUGAGGAAAAUGUUGACUGGUGGAGGCAUCCAUGGUCUCUUGAAGAAAUUGAGAACCUUUGUAUCACUAUGCUUGAUUUUGAGGAAGCUGCCAAACUUGUCCAACCCUCUACUAGAAGAGAGGGAUUUUCGUUGAUUCCUACUAUCAGAUGGGAAGAUGUUGGUGGUCUUGAUUCGUUGAGGAAAGCAUUUGAUCGUUACAUUAUUCAACGCAUAAAGCAUCCCGAGGAUUACGAGGAACUUGGGGUGGACAUGGAGGUUGGUUUUUUGCUUUAUGGACCUCCCGGGUGUGGGAAAACAUUGAUUGCAAAGGCUGUAGCCAACGAGGCAGGUGCCAACUUUAUACAUAUCAAGGGCCCUGAGAUUCUAAGAAAAUAUGUUGGAGAAAGCGAGCAAGAAGUUAGAACAAUAUUUAGCCGCGCGAGAACUUGUUCUCCGUGCAUACUUUUCUUUGAUGAAGUGGAUGCUUUGACACCAAAGAGAGGAAGAGAAGGAGCGUGGGUUGUCGAACGGGCCCUUAACCAGCUGCUUAUAGAAUUAGAUGGUGCUGAUCAGCGGCGUGGUGUUUACGUUAUUGGAGCUACGAACAGGAACAGUUUUGAAGUGAUCGACCCUGCCAUUCUACGGCCGGGUAGAUUUGGAAGACUCUUUUACGUCCCUCUUCCAAGUGCCGAGGAACGGGGUUUGAUUUUGAAAUCACUUUCUCGUAAAAAGCCUGUUUCUCCGGAUUUUGAUUACAAUGGCCUUGCUUCUAGAGAGGCAUGUAGGAAUCUCACUGGGGCUGAUCUUGCUGCUCUGGUAAAUGAAGCUGCCAUGAUUGUAAAGGAGGAGAAACAGAUGCAUGUGGACCAAGGGAUUUCGUAUGAUUCACCAUUGGUGAUAAAGACAUCACACUUUGAAAAGGCUCUUGAGGAGAUUGUCCCAUCAGUCUCAGAGGAGCAAAGGCGUUACUAUGAGGCCUUGUCCCAGAACUUCAGAGUAUCAUGAAAUGAGACCCUCCAAUCAACUUGAUAAGCGCGAUAUUAUAUUUCAAGAUUGAGUUUGCGGGUUAGCUCUGCAAUAAAUUGUCACAAUGGAGUAUUUUAAAGGUACAUAAUUUUUAUUGAGCUAAUCAUGAAAAGUUUUAUCAGGAGGAGGCUGCUUCUACGUGCUAGGUAAACUAUUUUUGGUUUUAUAGAUUAUCAAUUUUAUACUUUUUCUUGAUAAAGUUGUAUAAUCAGGAAAAUUAUUAAAAGCUGUGGUAAUUUUAUGUGAGUUUGACCGGAGGGCAUGUAGAUGAGUAAUUAUUUUUUGAAAAUUUUAAGUCUCGUCUUACAUUUUGUAGUGUAUUAUUUCUAUUCCUGAUGGUUUUCUUCAUUUUUCUGCAAAAGCAAAUUGUUUUGAAAUAUAUUGUCAGAUUUCAUGUGGUGUGAUACUUUAUUUAAUGAAUUAAACCUUUAGAUGGUCCUAAUUUAUGAUUUUAUCUGUUGUGUUCUACAUGAGCAUAUAUAAGCCUUUAAAUGAAUCAGGUCAUGAUUUCCAUCCAAACGUAUAUUUAAGCAUAUGAUACCUUAAAUUGUGUAACCAGGCAUCCAAUUUUUCAGGAUCACCCGAUCAUUCUAUUGAAAUUAUGGAUAAAAAUCUUAGGAUUUAUUCUUUGACAUCAUUUGUCAUUUUCUUUCCCAUGGGUUGUUUGGACACCCUCUUCUUCCACAGCCGUUUGGCUGUCGCCCAUCGUUCUUACUCUUCAAACUAU